AUGUCAUUGGCAACCCCCUCCCCCCUGCUGCUGCUGCUGCGCCCCCCGCUGCUGCUGCUGCUGCUGCUGCUGCACCCGCAAAACACAGACCCCCUGCAGCUCGCACUCUAUGAGCAGCUGGGGCUGCGCCCCACAGAUUUGCUGCACAUUGUUUCGAGGCCCCUGCGGGCCCUCAUUUUGUACCACCAGACGGCCAACGGCACUUGGCGGCGAAACGGCGACCCCACACUGCCCCUGGAGACCCGGCUGGCCCACAGCCCCUGCUACGCCCUUUAUGAAGGGCUGUGGGACUUAACAGCAAAAGGGCUCACCAGCGCUGUGGCCCCGCUGCCCGAGGCCCGCGGCGAGCAGCAGCAGCAGCAGGCGCAGCAGCAGCAGCAGCAGCAGCAGCGGGCGAGCGGGACCGGCGUUUCGCGGACGCGCCCUGCACCUCCUCCCCCUCCUCCUCCGCAGCAGCCCGCAGUCUGCCUGCAGCAGCAGCAGCAGCAGCAGCAGCAGCAGCAGCAGCAAUACGAGCAGCUGGUGGCUGUGGGGGACAGCGCGCUGGAGCGGGUGACGGUGCAGCUGCUGAGCAUUCGCGGGCUGCUGCAGAUGCUGCUGCAGCAGCAGCUGCUGCUGCCGCAGCUCUUCGCCUGCAGGCUGCUGCUGCAGCAGGCCCUCAGCUUCCACGGCCUCCCGCCCUUUGCUGUUGACGUCAAACAUCCUCUUCUGAAGCAAAAGAAUUACAUCAACUUCAUGGGAGACGCCCGCUACCUCCUCGCCGAGAAGGAGCUCCUCUUCAAGU
Eimeria tenella is the source of this 784-nucleotide messenger RNA. RefSeq lists its product as uncharacterized. The record is from RefSeq and is a predicted model, not a curated record. Lineage: Eukaryota; Apicomplexa; Conoidasida; Eucoccidiorida; Eimeriidae. The annotation marks the transcript as partial. The transcript has 5 exons.